AUGGACGCAUCCGCAUCCGUCUCACCUUCGCAUCGCACCAGUAUGUCGGAAACAGCUCGUGCGAGCACCAGCUCCCACGCUGGCUCUGCUUCACACCCGAUUGCUCCACCCAAGAAAUCGUCGCCGUCGCCAACCGCAUCGCAGCUGGAGGAAGGCAUCAACAAUGAAAAGUGCGUUCAAAAAGACGCAUCGUCCUCUUCCUCGCCGCCAACCCACACCGACAUUGAUGGUUGCAAUCCGAACCUCGUCACUUGGGCCGAGAACGACCCCGAAAACCCUCUCAACUGGAGCCACCCUCGCAAGAUCAUGCUUCUCUCGGUCGUGACUGCCUGUGCUUUUUGCGUCACCAACGCCUCGUCCAUCAUCAGCAACGCCUACCAGGGCAUCCAGGACGAGUUCCACAUUUCGCGCACCGUUGCCAUCCUCGGUCUCUCGCUCUUUGUCAUUGGUCUAGGCGUUGGACCGAUGCUGUUGGGCCCACUCUCCGAGUUCUACGGCAGAAGACCCGUCUACCUCGUCUCGUACACUGCCUUUACUCUCCUUGGCCUUCCCGUUUCGUUUGCCAACAACCUUCCCGUCUUCUUGAUCUUUCGCUUUCUCACCGGUUUCUGCGGGUCCGCCUUCCUCAGCGUGGCCGGUGGCUCUGUAUCCGAUAUCUUUGCCGCGAAAGACAUGUUUGUUCCCAUGGCCAUCUACACCAACGGCCCAUUCCUCGGCCCGGUCUUUGGCCCUCUCUUCAGCGGCUUCAUCAAUCAACACACGAGUUGGAGGUGGACCUUCUGGGUCAUCAACAUCUGGUCGGCGGUUAUGCUCGUCAUUCUCGUCUUUUUUGGGCCCGAGACCUAUGCACCCGCCUUGCUUGCCACCAGAGCCAAACGCCUGCGUGAACAGACGGGCAACCAGGACCUGUACGCAGAGCACGAGCGCGUCGUCGCCCAAAAGUCCCUCGCAAGGACAAUCCUCACCUCAACGACGCGACCAUUCGAGCUGCUCGUCAGAGAAGUCAUGCUUCUGCUGCUGUGUCUCUGGUCGGCAUUGCUGCUCGGCAUUCUUUAUCUCUUCUUCGUCGCUUUCCCCAUCGUCUUCCAAGAGCACGGCUUCAACUUGCAAGAGAUCGGUCUCUCGUUCCUCGGCAUCGGCGUUGGCAUGAUCUUCGCCGUCCUCACCAUGCCAUUCUGGGCACGCCACUACACCCGACUCGUCGAAACAAAAGGCAAUGGUGUCGCAGAACCCGAAUUCCGCCUGCCCAUCGCCAUGGUCGGCGCCGUCCUACUUCCCAUCGGCAUGUUCUGGUUCGCCUUCACCACAUACCGCUCCGUUCACUGGAUCGUACCCAUCAUCGGCACCGUCCUGUUCGGAAUCGGCAUCAGCUACAUCUACACGUCGGUAUUCACUUACACCACCCAUGCCUACCGCCCUGUCGCGGCGAGUGCUAUGGCCGCCAACUCGUUCUGUAGAAGCUCUUGGGCGGCGGCUUUCCCCCUAUUCGGCAAAGCCAUGUACAAUCAUCUGACGCCGCCAGGUGCUUCUGCCUUGCUGGCUGGGUUGAACGUGCUCAUGAUCCCAGUGCCCUUCGUAUUCUACCGGUAG
Molecule: messenger RNA, 1590 nt
Organism: Sporisorium graminicola
Lineage: Eukaryota; Fungi; Basidiomycota; Ustilaginomycetes; Ustilaginales; Ustilaginaceae
Exons: 1
Coding region: 1-1590 (529 amino acids)
Biological process (GO): transmembrane transport
Cellular component (GO): membrane
Molecular function (GO): transmembrane transporter activity
Source: RefSeq, a predicted model, not a curated record